Molecule: messenger RNA, 1383 nt
Organism: Dioscorea cayenensis subsp. rotundata (Guinea yam)
Lineage: Eukaryota; Viridiplantae; Streptophyta; Magnoliopsida; Dioscoreales; Dioscoreaceae
Product: D-aminoacyl-tRNA deacylase
Exons: 9
Coding region: 1-1056 (351 amino acids)
Molecular function (GO): D-aminoacyl-tRNA deacylase activity
Source: RefSeq, a predicted model, not a curated record
AUGCUCCGCACGCGCCUCGCACGUGCCCUCUCUUCCUCUCCGCCAUUCCCAUCCUUGCUUCGCUCCUUCGCUUGCUCGCCGCCGCCGCCGCCGCCACCGACGAUGGUGACCCUCGUCGUCGCCACCACCGCCGACCCCGCUUCCAUCGGCCCAGCCUCCGCCCUCCUCUCCAUGCCCGGCUGGUCCCCUGGCCCCUCCCUCCCUGAUGGGAUUGAGAGCUACGUCAAUGGCGACGUGCGGAUGGUCAAGCAUAGCAGCAGUAUCGUUGCUGAAGAUGACCUUGAUCGCCGAUGGGAGGCAUUCGCUGGGGAGCCCGUUGCUGAGACUAUCUUCCUCAGUCGCCACACUGCCGUCUCCUCCCGCCCUGCACUUACUGUUCACCCAAUUGGUGUACCGCAUUUGAAGGACGGUGAUGUAUUGGUGGCCGGCGGGAAGCCUGGGUGGGCGGGGCUACCGAAUCCGAGGAUUGGGCCAUGGCUUCGGUUGCUCAAGAAGAUCGCUGAACGGCAGGGACUUGUCCCUGAGUUUGAGGUAACUCUAGAGGCAACUCAUCAUGGACCUGUGGUUAGCACGCCGACCAUGUUUGUGGAGAUUGGCAGCACCAAAGAAUGUUGGGGAAGACAAGAUGCAGCUCAAGCUAUUGCUUUGUUAUUGUGGGAAGGGCUAGGACUUGGAGGAGGUGAUGGUGUUGGAAAUUGGCACAGGAACAAUGAUAAUCAAAAGGUUCUUCUUGGACUUGGAGGUGGUCACUACGUACCUCGUCACAUGGAUAUUAUUCUGAAGGACGGUGCAUGGGUCGGGCACUUACUAUCUGGGUAUUCAUUGCCGAUGGAUGACCCGAACCAAAAGAAAGAACAGAAUAAAGAGAAAGGAGUUGGCGGAACAUGGAAACAAGCAAUCAAAGUUUCUUAUGAGGCUACUCAGCAAGCUUUUCCAGGGGGAGUAAUUUUGGCACAUCUAGAUCACAAGAGUUUUAAAAGUUGGCAGAAGAAUGCCAUCACAAGUUUUCUAGCAGAGCAAAAUAUUCAAGUCGGGAAGCCUUCCGACUUCUUUUAACAUGACCACGUUACUUCUCUCGUCUGAAUUACUAUAGCUUCUGCUAUUAUUUUCAUUCAUGAAAGUCUAUUCAUGAAUUAUCAUAUAUGUUCGAUUGCACGAUCGGUUUAUACAGAGUAAAUGUAUCCUGGAAGAAAUUUAACAGCAUUUGGUUGAAUUUUUUGAAGAAGAAAAGGUGAAGAAAUUGAAGCUCUGUUAUAACCAAAGGAUUGGGGGAUUGCUAUGGCAGGAACUUUCUGUGAAUUGUGACAUGGAAACACUUGUAAGAAGAUUAAUGCACUAAAUAAACACAAGAACAUCAUUACUCUUGGCUAUUUACCAGAUCAG